AUGGUUAAGGGGAGGAGGAAAAGAACUCUUUUGAAAAAGAUAAAGGAUUCUGAGGGUAGUUGGAUUACAAAUUUAGAUGAGAUUGCAAGUGAAGCAGUGCCAUUUUAUCAGAAGCAGUUUUCUCAGGAGGAUGAUCAUGCAGAUGCUUUAUUUUUUAAUCAUGUUCCUGAAAUGGUGAGUCAAGAGGAUAAUGAGAUGAUGUGUGCUACACCAACUAUUGAUGAGGUUAAAAAUGUUGUGUUUGAGUUAUCAGGGGAGAGUGCAAGUGGUCCUGAUGGCCUAAGUGGCCUAUUUCACCAAGCUUGUUGGGAUAUAGUUGGUAAUGAUGUACUGAAUGUGGUGAAAGCAUUUUGGGAAGGACAUACACUGCCUAAGUCCAUUACACAUACUAAUCUGGUGUUGCUGCCUAAGAAGAAUGAUGUAGAGACCUUAUCAGAUAUGAGACCUAUUAUCCUAAACAACUUUAUUAAUAAGGUUAUGUCAAGGGUGAUUCAUGACAGGAUGGAUAAAGUUCUGCCAAGUCUGAUUUCUGCUAAUCAAUAUGGUUUUGUAAAGGGUAGGAAUAUCAUUGAGAAUGUGUUGUUAGCUCAAGAGUUUGUAUCUAAUAUUAGAUUGAGAGGCAAGCCAACAAAUGUGGUAAUUAAUCUUGACACGACCAAGGCCUAUGAUAGGGUGUCCUAG
Lycium barbarum (goji berry) is the source of this 681-nucleotide messenger RNA. RefSeq lists its product as uncharacterized. The record is from RefSeq and is a predicted model, not a curated record. The coding region runs from base 1 to 681 and encodes 226 amino acids. Lineage: Eukaryota; Viridiplantae; Streptophyta; Magnoliopsida; Solanales; Solanaceae. The transcript has a single exon.